Arachis stenosperma is the source of this 339-nucleotide messenger RNA. RefSeq names its product pentatricopeptide repeat-containing protein At2g20710, mitochondrial-like. The record is from RefSeq and is a predicted model, not a curated record. Gene Ontology annotation, cellular component: mitochondrion. Bases 1 to 339 code for a protein of 112 amino acids. Gene Ontology annotation, molecular function: protein binding. Lineage: Eukaryota; Viridiplantae; Streptophyta; Magnoliopsida; Fabales; Fabaceae. The transcript has a single exon.
AUGGAGAAGAUGAGAGCUUUGGGUUUUGCAAGGUCGAUUUUGUCAAGAAAUGUUUUGCUUAAUCUCUACUAUCAAACACAGAACUAUGACAAAUUGGAAAAUUUGGUAUGUGAAAUGCAAGAGGGUAUUAAUUUCAAUAGCUAUACAUUUGGUACUCUGAUUAGUGCUUUCGCUGCCACUUCUAAAGCAGAGGGAAUUGACAAGCUUCUCACACAGUUAGAACAUAAUCGGAUUCAGUACUGGCAUUUAGAUUGUACUGUUUAUGCUAUUGCAGCCAAUUGUUAUAGGAAACAAGGACUCUUUGAUAAAGCUUUUAGGGAUUUGGCAAUAUAUGAUUGA